This is a messenger RNA of Glarea lozoyensis ATCC 20868, 825 nucleotides long. RefSeq lists its product as uncharacterized. NCBI's taxonomy places the organism in Eukaryota, Fungi, Ascomycota, Leotiomycetes, Helotiales, Helotiaceae. The transcript is spliced from 2 exons. The record is from RefSeq and is a predicted model, not a curated record. The coding region runs from base 1 to 825 and encodes 274 amino acids.
AUGAAGCGACCCAUGUCAACGAAUCUAUGGUGUUUGGCGUUUCUGUCACAGAUUAGCAACUUUUGGGGAACAUGUACAGUGGAAGCACAACAACAUUUAUUAAUAGACGACCAUCGAGGCUUGAACCCUCACGAGAAGUGGGAAACAGAGUCAAGUAUCGGGAGAUUCCGUCCGACCAUAAUCAAAACACACGUUGUCACCAAGAAUACACUUUCGGGAUCUACCUCUCCGACAUUGUUUCCUGUCACAGUAACGACUCAGCCGGCGAACGAUGUUGAAAUAGCUUACUCCCCGUUAUCAUUCACUCCACCUAUAAGCAUCUCUCCGACGGCAACUCAAACAAUAUCACUCACUUCCAUCCAAUUCGUUCCUCAGAUCUCCAUUAACUACCCUCCUUCAACCCUCGUCACCAAUCCCCAUUUCAAACGCACCGUCUCUCUUACCCCCGUCAGCACGACUUUACCUGCGAUUUCUAUCCUCGGAACCACCGUUCCAGCUGGCGCAACUAUAGCCAUUACAGACUCAACUCUGACCACUACCUUCACCUUACCGUCUAUUGUCUCUGUCGGCCUAUCUACCGGUAUCGUCGUGAACGGCGGGACCUUGAUUGAAGGCGAUGAAACUACGGUGUCGGGAACGACGUAUAGUCUGCCUACUGGAGGGAAAAGUCCUGUUUUGGUGCCCACUGUGAGUACGACGGUGGAUGCUCACGGUGCAACGGGCACGGUAGGACAGUUUGGAAGCGGAGGAAUGAGGGACAGCCGAGUGGGCUGGGUGACUUGGAUGGCUAUUGCGUCGAUUUGUUUUGUUCUAGGUGUUGUCUGA